Molecule: messenger RNA, 790 nt
Organism: Cylicocyclus nassatus
Lineage: Eukaryota; Metazoa; Nematoda; Chromadorea; Rhabditida; Strongylidae
Source: the annotation of a GenBank genome assembly
GUGACUGAAAAGUCUUGCAGCUUCGUAUUUUUUUGCUUUCCUCUCGGGCAUGGCCAAAAGACGACGUCGGUCGUCAGGAGGAAAAGAUGGCAACUAUCAUCACCAGUCUGCGAAGAAAAGAGAAGUCGUUGAAGAUAUUUCUACGGAAAAGACCUCUGCUAAAUCAGACGGUUGUAGUUCCUCCGGUACUGAUACGAAAAGCACCGAUGGCGCUACUACUGUUAAUAAACGAGAUCAUUCACUAGGUGUUUCAUCACAAGAACUAAGCUCGGUAAUGCAACAAAUCAAACUCAGUUCACCGGAACCGCCAUCAAAGAAUAAGGGGACAAGUAAUGUGUCACGCGCUACACGGAAGGGUAGUAAAGGAAGAAGUUCGAGGAGAUUAAUUCAGAGGAACAGCCACGCCAAGGAGAAUUCUAGUCAGAAGCAGUCAACUACAUCUGAAAAAGACGAUGAGGUUGUACACGAUAGCCAGGAAGCAGUAGAUUCUCCUGCAGAGCCUUCAGAUGAGAAGCUCUUGAAGGAACCCGCAGAGAUACUUGCCCUAUACAAACGCCUCACCGGCAUCGAGCGCAAGCCUCCAGAAAAAGUAGGGGAUCCGUUGCGAAAUGAAUAUCGACAGCUGUUUUGCGUUGGAACCAUAUGUGAGAAUCUGAGUAACAUAAUGACUGCAAGACUUGCAUCAGCGGGACAACUUCGGAAGCAGCGUUUAGAUUCUCUGACUCAACUUAAAGCCUUGACGUCACGACUCGAGGAUAUGAACUAUGCUAAUUCGGCGAUAGAAAAGUAG